Mycena indigotica is the source of this 996-nucleotide messenger RNA. RefSeq names its product Pantoate-beta-alanine ligase. The transcript has 3 exons. The record is from RefSeq and is a predicted model, not a curated record. Gene Ontology annotation, biological process: pantothenate biosynthetic process. Gene Ontology annotation, molecular function: pantoate-beta-alanine ligase activity. NCBI's taxonomy places the organism in Eukaryota, Fungi, Basidiomycota, Agaricomycetes, Agaricales, Mycenaceae. The coding region runs from base 1 to 996 and encodes 331 amino acids.
AUGCUCCGUUCAGCCAUGUCCACCAUGCUGCCUCAGUCCUCAAUUCCCCUCUUCACAACUGUCUCUGCUUUCCGUCAAUGGCGUAACAUAGCGCGUCGAGACGGCAAAUCAGUUGGUUAUGUGCCAACGAUGGGGGCUCUUCAUGAAGGGCAUCUGUCUCUCGUUCGACAGUCUCUGGAAGAGAAUGACCUGACUGUCGCCUCCAUCUUCGUGAACCCAGCACAAUUUGCCCCUCAUGAAGAUCUUGCGACUUACCCUCGCACCUUACCACGCGAUCUCGAGUUAUUGGAGUCCACUGCGAAUCAUAAACCAGUAGCGGUCUUUCUUCCCACUGUCCAAGAAAUGUAUCCCUCCGGCAUCGACCAGGAUACCGCUGCGCAAAGGGGCACCUUUGUGGAGGUGAAAGGCUACGGUGAACAAAUGGAGGGAAAGAGUAGGCCGACUUUUUUCCGUGGCGUGGCCACUGUCGUCACGAAAUUAUUCAACAUUAUCGAGCCUACGAAUGCAUAUUUUGGCCAGAAAGACAUCCAACAGUGCAUUGUACUGAAGCGGCUGGUCCAUGACCUCCACCUAUCUCAUCCAGAUGCCGCGCAUCUUCACAUCGUCCCGACCGCCCGCGAUCCAAUCGACAAUCUUGCACUCUCAUCACGUAAUGCAUAUUUGUCAGAAGAAGGGAGAAAAGUCGCCCCAGUUUUAUACGCAGCGCUCACUCUUGCGCAAGAAGCGUGCCUCCAGGGGCUGCCCAAGAAUGUCUGCAUCGAAAGGGCAGCUCAACUCAUACAGGAGACGGCAUCUACAUCUCCGUUGGCUUCCGACAUCAAACUCGACUACAUCGAAAUCAACGACUCAGACACACUCGCUCCCUGGGAUUCCAACCAGUGCUAUGCCCCAUCCACCACAACUCGGCCAGUGAUCAUCAGCGGAGCACUCUGGGUUGGUAAAACUCGUCUGAUUGACAAUGUGUUAUUGGGUCCUUUAGAAAACAUAGGUGUCUAG